AAAAACGGGAAAAUGGCACAAAAUAUUAGCCCCGAACAUAGCGGCCUAUCAGGAUCUCAGGGUGUUAAACAUAAUGAUGAUUCAGUGCCUAUAAAAGAUAAUCACGCUGUUAGUAAAAGGUUGCAAAAAGAAUUGAUGAGUCUUAUGAUGACCACAGAAAAGGGCAUAUCUGCCUUUCCAGACGGCGAAAAUAUAUUCAAGUGGAUCGGUACUAUUGCUGGGCCUGUGAACACCGUUUAUGCACAACAAAAGUACCGUUUGUCAUUGGAAUUCCCCAACUCAUACCCCUACGCACCUCCUGUAGUCAAAUUUUUGACCCCCUGUUUCCACCCAAACGUCGAUCUACAGGGAGCAAUAUGUUUGGACAUUUUGAAAGACAAAUGGUCAGCUUUAUAUGACGUACGCACCAUUUUGUUGUCCAUACAAUCGCUGUUGGGCGAGCCAAACAACGACAGUCCAUUGAACGCUCAAGCCGCCAUGAUGUGGACUGACCAGAAAGAGUACAAAAAAUACCUCGAUGCUUUUUACGAAAAACAUCAAGAUACAUAAAUUAUAGAAAACACAUUUAGAUCGUUUCUCAUC
Musca vetustissima is the source of this 582-nucleotide messenger RNA. It is a transcript of the gene vih, whose product is annotated as ubiquitin-conjugating enzyme E2 C. The record is from RefSeq and is a predicted model, not a curated record. The coding region runs from base 13 to 549 and encodes 178 amino acids. NCBI's taxonomy places the organism in Eukaryota, Metazoa, Arthropoda, Insecta, Diptera, Muscidae. The transcript has 2 exons.